Drosophila ficusphila is the source of this 1508-nucleotide messenger RNA. RefSeq lists its product as uncharacterized. Lineage: Eukaryota; Metazoa; Arthropoda; Insecta; Diptera; Drosophilidae. Gene Ontology annotation, cellular component: membrane. Gene Ontology annotation, biological process: sodium ion transmembrane transport. The transcript has 8 exons. Gene Ontology annotation, molecular function: ligand-gated sodium channel activity. Bases 193 to 1491 code for a protein of 432 amino acids. The record is from RefSeq and is a predicted model, not a curated record.
CGUCGAUGGGUUCAUGGAGCUUUAUCGCCACCACGGAAUGUAAAUCAAUAUUAGGCUUAUCUUGACCAACUGUGAGAAUUCGCGCAGGCUGCCUGGCCCAAAGAUAUUGGCCAGAGCCCUCAGCCAUGACAGAAACUGGUAACUGGUAUUUGGCAACCAGCGACCUCACUCGAGUUUCACUUUCCGCACGACAUGGGUUACUGGUCAGAGACUCGGGCCUGGCUCUUCCGCGAUCCAGCCAAGCUCAUCCGCUACCUGGUGCUCUUCGCCUGCUGCAUUGUGGUCAUUGUCCAGUUGUACGAGUGCUUCUCCAAGCUCUACGAUCCUCCCAUCUCCACUCAUUCCUACUACAAUCUCAACGAAACUAUUGAAAUGCCAGCGGUUACCAUAUGCCGGGAACCGCCCUAUAAAGAGGAUGUCCUUACUAAACUUUCCGGCGGCGCCUGUCCUCAUCCAAAGUACGCAACCUGCUGGAUGAACUAUCCCUUUGGAGAAAUUUCCUUGGACGAGUUUUUUGAAAAUAGCACUCAUGAUAUGAGCGAUACUUUUGUGUUUUACGGACUAAACGAAAAUCCAAAUAAUGUGGAUAUGAAUACCAGUUUACAUUUUUAUAUGGGUCGUUGCUUUACCCUUCGACCGAAGGAGCCCGCCAAGAGGGUUUCCAAAGCAGUGGGCUACUCCAUAAUGCUAGAACAUUCCAUGCUGACCACUUCCACCAGCGAUAUUGAUACAGGAAGUGUCGGUUGGCAUGUAUUCAUACACGAUAAGAAGGAGAAUUUCACAGAAAUCAAUAUGAAGGGUUCUGGGCGUGUGGAAUACAUUUUCGUGGGUGUUAACGAGGAAAUUGAGAUCAAGCUGCAAACCCAAUACUUUUCGAAUGUUCAGACACGCACAGAGGCGUGUUCCUCUGAUGAGAACUACAGUGACUUGAAGUGUGGAGAACAGUGCAUCUGGCAAGAUUUGGCGGAUAAUUUUCAGUGUUCAGGACCCUGGAUGCAGGAAAUCGAAAGUGAACCCUGCAAUGAUUCGGUUUCUAUGAGGAAAUUAAUAUCGGAUUAUCACGAUGUUUAUGAAAAUGAAGAUGACUUCGACUGCAACUGUGUUCAGCCCUGCCAGUCGAGAAUCUAUACCACCUUUAUUCAGAACCGAAAGGCCUUUAACCAACCGGAGCCACGCACACAAAUAUAUAUUUACUACACAACCAAACUGAUAUCGAUGAUUGAAGAGCGUCCAAGCUACGAUACCACACAAUUUAUAGCUGAUGUGGGUGGUUCCCUUGGCUUUCUGCUGGGUCUUUCUGUUCUUGGGUUGAUUGGAAUACUAGAACACCUGACUCUCUUCUUCUGCGGUGGAUUCAUUAAGAGAAUGCAGGACAAGGAGCAGAAGAAAUUGGCCGAAAAACUAGAGGACAAUGAGUCACAAACUAGUGAUGAGACCAUCGAUAUAGCGAUUGCUUAUAAAAAGAAAGAUAAGGGGACAACAAAAUAUUGAUUUAGGAGACAAGCUGG